ACAUUCGAAAAACUUCUAGUGGGUACAGAUUCUUGCCUCUGUCGAAAGAAAAUUUGAUUGCAACAUAAAGGCAAGGCAUCCCCAAACGAUGCCACCACUCUUUCACCACCGGCCACCUCUCUCUCUCCGCCACCCUCACCUCCUCCUCCUCCUCCCCACCACCACAACCACCACCACCACAACCACCCCGAAAAAAGCCCCUACUCUCACCAUGUCGCUGUCUUCAUCACCAUCACCAUCACCAUCACCAUCCAUAGAAGAAGACUCAGACAAACAACAAAAGCUGUCACUGAACCAGAUCAUCAAGUACCACAACCAGACCAAACACUCCUUCACCAACUACGCCAGAGGUCCUCACGGCCUCGAUUGGGCGAACCAACCCAACCCAUUUCGCCGCUACCUCUCUUCCCCUCUCUUCCCUCUCCUCCACUUCCCCACCACCCCCGAAGAUCCCAACAACAACCCUUCAUCGCCCACCGACUCUCCUCUCUACUCCUCCGUCUUCCUCUCUCUUCCUUCUCCAAAACCCAUCUCCAAUUCCACCAUUUCUCAGCUCUUCUUCGACUCUCUCGCUCUCUCGGCUUGGAAAACUACUGGGUUUUCAACCUGGUCUCUUCGUGUAAACCCUAGCAGCGGCAAUCUCCACCCAACCGAGGCAUAUCUCAUUUCCCCUCCGAUCGAUUCGGUCUCCAAUUCGCCUUUUGUUGCACAUUAUGCUCCCAAAGAGCAUUCAUUGGAGAUUAGAACCCAUAUCCCAUCUGGGUUUUUCCCCAAAUUCUUCCCGCAAGGUUCUUUUCUUAUCGGGUUUUCGUCAAUUUUCUGGCGUGAGGCUUGGAAAUACGGCGAAAGGGCAUUUCGGUAUUGCAAUCAUGAUGUGGGUCAUGCCAUUGCUGCGGUUUCAAUGGCCGCAGCAGGGCUUGGUUGGGAUGUGAAGAUUCUAGAUGGUUUGGGUUAUGGGGAUUUGGAGAAGCUUAUGGGGCUUGAAUUCUUUCCUGAGUUCAAAAUUCCAUCAAGGCUGGUGAAAGGGAAGUUUCCAGAGAUUGAAUUUGAGCACCCUGAUUGUGUUCUUGUUGUUUUCCCAAAUGGGGUUGGUGAAUUUGAUGUGAAUUACAAGGAAUUGAGUUUGGCUCUAUCGGAGUUUUUGAAAUUGGAGUGGAAAGGGAAGCCUAAUUUGCUUAGUAAAGAGCAUGUGUGUUGGGAUAUUAUAUAUAGAACAGCUGAGGCUGCGAAGAAGCCAUUAAUGGCAAGAAAUAAAUUCAUGGUUGAACCAUUUCAGAGCAGCGGACGAUUGAGUGAGCAGUCAUAUAAGGGUUUUACGCUUAGGGAAGUUGUUAGGAAGCGAAGGAGUGCAGUGGAUAUGGAUGGAGUUACUGUAAUGGGGAGAGGAACAUUUUAUCAGAUUAUGUUGCAUUGUCUUUCUUCGGGUUCUCGAGCUCGUGAGAAACAGAGGAAACAAAUGGCAUUGCCAUUUCGAGCUCUGUCUUGGGAUUCUGAGGUCCAUGCUGCUUUAUUUGUUCAUAGGGUCGAAGGGUUGUCAAUGGGUUUGUACUUCUUGGUGAGGAAUGAGGACCAUUUUGAUGAUCUCAAGAGGGCUACAAGGUUUGAGUUUAAGUGGAAGAAACCAGAAGGUUGCCCUGAUGAUCUCCCUCUGUUUGAACUUGCUAGAGGUGAUUAUAGGCAACUUGCUAAAAAGCUUUCUUGCCAUCAGGAUAUUGCUAGUGACGGCUGCUUCAGUCUAGGGAUGGUGGCUCAUUUUGAGCCUACCAUGCGUUCCAAGGGUUCGUGGAUGUAUCCUCGGUUAUUUUGGGAGACUGGAGUUCUUGGUCAGGUGUUGUACCUCGAAUCGCAUGCAGUUGGCAUAUCAGCUACUGGAAUCGGUUGCUUCUUUGAUGAUCCUGUACAUGAGGUUCUUGGGUUGAGAGGAUCAAACUAUCAGAGUCUAUAUCAUUUCACAGUUGGAGGUCCAGUCAUAGACACACGGAUAAUGAGCCUCCCUGCAUAUCCUGGCCCCAGUGUUGAUGCCUGAUUGCUGGUCACCCUGUUUCAGAUAACAUUGGCAGGUUCAUGAGUUGUGACGCAAAUAAAAUCCAAAAAGCUGUGAACAUUGCUGACUGCAUUUUAUCUUGGCAAGCAAUACAGCUUCAGUUCAAGGUGUGCCAAUGGAUAAUUACAUAAUUAAGUUACAAUAUGAUAAGAACUUGGCAUCUGCCCAAGUAGUAGGGAUUGUUAGGUCCGGUUCACCAGGUGGGGGCAACCCCCGCCACCCCUUGCCAUCCCAGUUGGGUAUUAGGAUAUAUGAAUGAUGUUGUAGCAUGUAUAUAUACUUAAAAAAAAUAAAUAAAAUUACAGCUUGAUAAAUACUUUCAUAGAACAUUCAAGAUUUUUUGAUA
This is a messenger RNA of Camellia sinensis, 2390 nucleotides long. RefSeq names its product nitroreductase family protein. Gene Ontology annotation, molecular function: oxidoreductase activity. The record is from RefSeq and is a predicted model, not a curated record. NCBI's taxonomy places the organism in Eukaryota, Viridiplantae, Streptophyta, Magnoliopsida, Ericales, Theaceae.